Culex pipiens pallens (northern house mosquito) is the source of this 1740-nucleotide messenger RNA. RefSeq lists its product as uncharacterized. Lineage: Eukaryota; Metazoa; Arthropoda; Insecta; Diptera; Culicidae. Gene Ontology annotation, cellular component: membrane. Bases 1 to 1740 code for a protein of 579 amino acids. Gene Ontology annotation, molecular function: ligand-gated monoatomic ion channel activity. The record is from RefSeq and is a predicted model, not a curated record. The transcript is spliced from 6 exons.
AUGGAUCUUCCUGCAGUUGAUGCGUUCCCCAACUCGACAAGCGUGCCAGGUUUGACCAUAAUUAACAUCCUUGCACUAACGUUCUUCUCCGAGUACUUUGCAGUGUGCAUAAUCAAAGUGCCUAAUGAGGACCUUCUCCUCAGCGAGUCUUUACCGGUGCUCAUAAUUACCGUGGACUCGGAAUUCAACGCGACGUUCCAACGGGGAGUGGACGGCGCCUGCCAAGCCUUUAUAAUAUCCGAAAAGGCCUUCAUUUUGUUCUUGGACCUGUUCGUAUUCGUGCACGAUCGCUCGGACCAGCGAUCGCCGGGUAAGAAGGUCAUCGUCGUCAUGGAUUCAACUGACAGAGCUAAGCUCGAGCAGUUGACGAAUCAUCCGAACAUCCUGGAGGUACCGGAGGUACUCUUCGUUUGCCCAGAUGAGCCGAACGGUUCGAUCGAGUACCACACUACCGACAUCUCCAACAAUGGAACUCGGAGUACGUGGAACGUCAACAUUGUUCCGAUCACGCCUCCGGACUACUUCCCGGACAAGUUCCAGGAUAUGCAGGGGUAUCCGAUUCGAGUGAUCGCCUGCUCGUACCCUCCGUUUGUGCACUAUGAACAGUCGACUACCGAAAAGGCAAAUGCUCGCUACGAUCCUAAAUAUAUGAAGGAAGAUCUACCCUUGUUUAUGGAUGGAACCGAGCCUAUACUAAUACUGGAGUUUUGCCGGAUACACAAUUGUUCCGUGGAGGGGUCUUUUGAUGAGAUUGCGUACUGGGGUGAAGUCUUUGAAAAUCGCACUGGAACGGGUCUUCUGGGAGCAGUGAUUGAACGGCGAGCUGAUAUAGCCGUGGCUGCUGUCUACUAUUGGAGAAGAGCGUACGACUACGGAACCUACACCCACCAGAUGAGCCGAUCCGGAAUUACAGUUUUGGUACCAAAGCCACGGCUUCUGGCUCCUUGGCGGACUCCUUUCCUUUCCUUCACCGGAUCACUCUGGAUUGCAGUAUUCGUGACCUUCAUUGUUGCUACUGUGGCAGUCUGGUUGAUCGAGGGAGGUCGCUACAAGCUUCUACAGCCUCUGAACGAAAUGCCAAUCACGAUGAGCGAUUCCCUGCUCACCAUGAUCGGGUUCUACAUGGAGCAAAGUGCUCGCAUGCGUACCGACAUGGUGUCGUGUAUAUUUCUCUUUACAUCGUUGUUGUUUGCCGGAUUCAUGGUAGGCAACAGCUACGGUGGUGGUUUGGCCGGGGUAAUGACUGUGAAGCAGUACGAGAAACCCAUCGACACUACGAAGGAUCUUGCGGCAAGCGGGCUUCCGUUCGUAGGAGUAGCUUUGUCGUGGAUAUAUUCAAUUCUUUACUCAACUCAGCCCCAUGUCCAAACUCUGGUCAAAAACUACCGAAUCGUCGACGAGGACUACCUGGUCGAUCACAGUAAAACACACGACGUGGGAUUCUGCGUGGAGCAGUCCGAGUACGGUCACUUUGUGCCGUCCUCGUUUGUUGACGUGGAAGCGUCCACCAUGCUGCAGAAGCUCAAGGAUAACCUGUACUGGGAAACCGUAGCGGCGCUUGUGACCAAAACCUGCCCCUUCAAGCAACCGUUCAACGAUCUGAUCAUGAAGGUGAAGCAAACGGGCGUCCAGCACUACUGGGAGCUGCAGACCGUGAACCGCUACCUGCAGACAACGGUGCAGAAGAACAUCAUGGACACUCGCCAAGCCUGUGGUGACGAUGAAACUCAGGAGGUAUAA